Temnothorax curvispinosus is the source of this 1969-nucleotide messenger RNA. RefSeq names its product glycerol-3-phosphate acyltransferase 3-like (gene Gpat4). NCBI's taxonomy places the organism in Eukaryota, Metazoa, Arthropoda, Insecta, Hymenoptera, Formicidae. Gene Ontology annotation, molecular function: glycerol-3-phosphate O-acyltransferase activity. The record is from RefSeq and is a predicted model, not a curated record. Gene Ontology annotation, cellular component: endoplasmic reticulum. The transcript has 9 exons. Bases 85 to 1578 code for a protein of 497 amino acids. Gene Ontology annotation, biological process: triglyceride biosynthetic process.
GAUCGUGGGCGAAAAACGGCCACCGGUUCGGAGACUUCGGAGUUUCGGAGCGGAGCAUCAUCGGAGCUCGCAGCAGUGAGCAAAAUGGCGUUGUUGUGGACGGUGAUGUCGUUCGCGUUUUCGUUGCUACUGACACCUUUCCUCAUGCUGCUGCUGGCGAUCAUAUUCCUCGCGUCAAUCGGCAAGUCCCUCGGUGUCCGUAGGCUGUACAUCAAGCUGUUGUUGGCCCUCUUCGAGUAUGGUCGACAAAACAUAGAAAGUGUGAGGAAGAGAAACGGUACUCGGGAUCCAGAUGAAGAUCUUAUAGAAGAGGAGUCGCCAACGAUCACGGAGAAAGAUUCAACAGUAACGUCGCCUAAAAUGCAAAACGGAAAUGUGAGCAAUUCUGUGAUAGCCAGGUCGAAGGACUUAAUCUUGGUUCCCGAGCCAGAAAUGCAUAAUUACAAGAAUCAGAUUGACGAAUCGAGCCUCAAGAACAAUCAUGAAUCAUCAAUCAUUGACGACAAAGAGGAUACUCUCAAUCACAAAAAUCCCCUUGAAACGUUAAAAGCUGGAUUUGCGCCGGGAAGUUGUUUGGAUUACAUCAGAGCGGGCGUCGAGGCUAUUAUAGAAGACGAGGUGACUUCACGUUUUGAAGCUGAAGAACUUAAGAAUUGGAAUUUAUUAACUCGAACGAAUAGACAGUACGAGUUUAUAUCCUGGAAGUUAACUUUCAUAUGGAUGUUCGGAUUCGUCAUGCGCUACUGUUUCCUGCUACCCCUAAGGAUAUUUAUCUGUUUCAUAGGCGUACUAUAUCUCGUAGUCGUAACAUUUUUAAUCGGCUUUUUGCCGAAUGGCCGUAUAAAACGUUGGGCGAACAACCAGGGCUCCCUUAUUGCAUUCAGGAUUAUGUCCCGUUCUAUCUCGGGCAUGAUCACGAUCCACAAUCCAGAGUACAAACCUAAGAACGGAGGGAUGUGCGUGUCGAAUCAUACAACCACUCUCGACGUCUGCAUUUUAUCCACGCAAACGACAUUUUCUUUGAUAGGUCAGAGGCAUGGCGGUUUCUUAGGAAUAUUACAAAGAGCUCUUGCCCGUGCCUCUCCACAUAUAUGGUUUGAACGCUCUGAGGUCAAGGACAGAGAAGCAGUUGCGAAAAGGUUAAAGAAACACGUAUCAGAUCCGACAAACCCACCUAUACUCAUAUUUCCGGAGGGUACGUGUAUCAAUAAUACGUCAGUUAUGCAAUUCAAGAAAGGCAGUUUCGAAGUGGGCAGCGUUAUUUAUCCUGUGGCUAUAAAAUACGAUCCAAGAUUCGGAGACGCGUUUUGGAACAGCAGUCGAUAUUCGAUGUUACAAUAUUUAUAUAUGAUGAUGUCCAGCUGGGCUAUAGUCUGCGACGUGUGGUAUCUCCCUCCAAUGUACAUGAAGGAAGGAGAGAGUGCCAUCGAUUUUGCGAAUCGAGUGAAAUCUGUAAUAGCGCGGCAAGGUGGUCUUGUCGAUCUACAAUGGGAUGGCCAACUGAAGAGGAUGAAGCCGAAAAAGGAAUGGAGGGAAAAGCAGCAAGAAGAAUUCAGUAAACGAUUGAAAGCCGAAUAAAUAGUAAUAUCAUUUCUAGUCAUGACUUCAUAAUAUGCAUCUUGCGUGAUAUUUGUUUGUUUAAACAAAAUCAUUUCAUUCAAUUGGCCCUUCUGUCACAUAUUGUUUCCGUAUAUAUCAUAAAGGAAAAAUCUAUGUGUCCCAUUAGUCUGCAUUAUUAAAUUUUAGAUGUAAAUAUUUUCGCAAAUAUGACAGUUUGCACUUUUUUGACAAAUUUCUACAUAUGAGUAAUUGGCACUCUGCGAGGUAACAUAAUAUUGUACAUUUGCAAUUAUACAAAUUCUUAAUGUCAUUUUUAAAUUUAUAUGCCGAAUGGCUUAUGCCUUGAGAGAGUUUUCAUUUAAAGUGCAAAUAUAAUAUUUGCUAGUUUUUAAUAGAAAGUUCGAUGAUU